Messenger RNA from Stylonychia lemnae, 2061 nucleotides. NCBI's taxonomy places the organism in Eukaryota, Ciliophora, Spirotrichea, Sporadotrichida, Oxytrichidae. The record is from the annotation of a GenBank genome assembly.
AUGGGGAGUGAAAUCGAGAUAAAUUAUUCUAACUCUUAAUCAAGCAAGUUGCUUAUUCAAGACUAUCUUUAAGGGAUGAGUAUCAAAGUGGAUUAUGACUGCAGAUAUCAUGAUCAAGAUGGCUAUACCUAAUCUUGCAAUGAAGUAAUUGUAGAUAAUACUCAAAGUUAGUAGUUCAAAUUUUUCCUGGAAUUCGUGACUUCUGCUAGAUAAGUAAUAUUUUCGGAAACGCUAGGAGAUUAUUUUUUUAUGAUUGACUCUUUGUAAGAAUCGUAUUUAUUAAGGAUCUAAGAUGGUAGUAAAGACUAUGAGGCUAUGAAUAUGAGAUCCUUAGAGUUGCUAAGAAGAAAUUGGACAUAUCUGGACUUUGGUUGUAAAAUCGAUGGUUACAUUGCAAUUUCUUAAUAUUAGAAAUUUGAAUAAUAUACUUUGUAUAUUGCACUCUAUCAAUGCAAAAUAAGCAGCGUCUUAUCCUUAAAACAUGCUAAGAUUCUAAUUUAUAAUACUCCGACUAAAAAUGUUUAAAUGGAAGUAAUAUAGCUUAAAAAUAACUACCGAUUUUCUAGCAAGAUCAUUGAUGUUGAUAAAGGUUAGAUAAGUGUUUUAGAUGCUGAAAAUAUGGUAAUCACGUUUAUAACAGCAAUGACUUGUAAAAUAACUAGCUCUUUUUCCAACCUGCUAUACACAAUGAAUUUCACUCUAAACCUUAAAGAUGAUACCCAAACUAUUACUGAUUUAAAAUGGCUGAGUUCUCUUACUGAACAAAAAGAUACCUAUCUUGUCUCAAAAUCUCUUCAGAUACCUGGAUCCAAUAUAGUAAUUAUAGUUGACCAACAAAUAGGCGCAUAUUUAUAUGAUUUGAAGAACUCUUAGACAAUAUUCGAAAUCAUUAUUAAAGAGUUAGAUGAAUUCUACUUAUAAUGCCAAGCAGAGACAGAAGACCUUUUUCUAGUUAAUAGUGUUGUUGGUGAAUGGCCAUCCACUAUUCAUCUUCUGACAAACUUUGGAAUAUACAUCUUCAGUUUUAAUAUUGACUUAACUAAUAGAACUUAGAUUUUCAUAGAUGAUUAAAAGCCAAAUAUUACAAUUAUAAAAAAGCAAAUAAUAAGAAGAAGCUUUAAUCAAAUCACUUCAAAUAUAGCUUAGAAUCAAUAUGGCUAUGCUUUUCUUGCAAAGUAAAUAAUUACUAAAGACUCAUUUUAUGUAUAUCUAGGAGCUAUAUCCCUCUAUUCCAGUUUCAAAUCUAAAGUAUUAGGCUUAUUUAUGAUAGGAAAGAACUUUGAAUGCAAUUCACUGAGCUAGAAUCCUUCUUUAACAUCAGAAAAUUUAGAUUAAAUAGGAGUUAGUUUUAUCUGUGAUACUCAAAUUUACAUUAUCAGAAUUUGCACAAGAAGACAUUUGGUAUUAGACUUUUAAAAUAUUACUGAGAAUGCAGGUGGGUUGUUAAACCUCUAAAAAUAAAGAUCAUUUUCUUAGUUCAACGUUACUUUAAUUGGAACAUCGUAAUUAUCUAAUCAUCAGGAAUAAGUACUCGUUAUAUUUAAACAAAUUCGCAACUAAAGUGAAAGUAAAUCUAAGAUUUUACUUGCAAGCAUAAUCUUCAUUAUUCUGAUGACAGUAUUUAUGAUUACAUUCAUUUCUUUCUAAAAUCUUAAGGGUAGUUCUAAAGGUAAUGGUAGAAAUAUAUCAAGCAAAUAGGAAAGCUUAGAUUCCUUCUACUAGCAAUAGAGAUUAAAAAAUAAAAUUAUUAAUAGAAGGGCAAUAUAUAAGAAUACUUAUGAGACCAGCAAUUUCGAUGAUAAUAUCAACUACGAUUCCCUUUUUUAAAAUGACUUCGUAAAUCCCCAAGAAUAACUAUAAGAAGCAAAUUAAAAGAAUUUUAAACAUCGAUCAUAGGAUUUAAUUGACUAAAUUGAAUAGCAUUCAAAGGAGGAAUUAAAAGAAAAGUAAAAAAAGAGAUCUACUUACUAUUCAAUCAAUGAAUCUAUAUUGGAACAAUCUGAAACAACAAUGAUUAUUGAGACUUAUAAUGCCAUUGAUGAUGAAUAAUCAAGCUCUUGA